AUGUCCUCCGCGAGUGCCACCUCCACCUCUCCUCCCAACGAGAACCCAAUACCUACCACCCGUCGCCGCUGGCCGACACUUUCCCGCCUCCUCCCGAGCCAAAAGCUGAAGCACCCAAGACUCCGACAGAUAGCUCUCCUCCGCCGCCGGACACAAUCUCUAUCACCCAAAGACCCCAAUGGGAUUUACCAAUCUCUGCAGUCCAAUGAAUCGGCACUGAAACUUCAAGGAACCUCCAUCAAGUCCCCGAGACUGAUAGCGUUAAGCCCCACCGGUGAGCUCGUCGAAUCUGAAAGACCGCCCUCAAAUGAUUCACCGCCACCAGGGUUCGUUCUCGGUGGGGAAAUCAAGCUUUUCGACACCCGGCUUGCUGGGAGAUUAUACACGUUCGUUGGAGAGGCGGGGAAGGCGAGUGAUAUUAAAGAGAUCGUCACAUUGGGAGAGAGGCUGCUGUUGGAGGAUGUGCUCAAGUGUCUUCACGGGAGUGCAUUUGGGGAUGUAGGCUUGGUGAGGCCUAGGUUCAUAUUCCGUGCUAGGGACUCUACUCUAGGUGUUCUCCCAGGAUUGCAUUUCGACACAGAGGUAGUCUUUGAUAACAAUUCGGGACUCAAGUCCGCUAGCGAGACCUUGAGUGGGGUAUUUGGGGUUAAGGCUGGAUCGCUUAGAGUCUCGGGGUAUCUCGGUGAGAAGCGUGAGUGGAAUAAGGCCCUGAAGCCCGAGAAGUUCUCGUUUAAGGGUGUGUUUGCCGGCGUCGAUUCCGCGCUUGGCAGGCUCGUGCGUGUAACGAGUGUUGGAGUGGAGUUGGCCGGUGCCAGGAAGGAGGGAAGCUUUAUGAGGAGAGCAAAGUAUGAAUGUACUGUUGAGUUUCACGGAAGUGCCGAGGUGGAGAUCCCGGGUUCUGUGGUUCCUUUGGUGCUCGAUUAUGGGUUUAGGGAGGUACAAGGGAUGUAUGAGUUUAAGUUGACGAAGGGAGGGAGUGAGUGGGUUAAUGUCACCGGGUUUAAGGGAUUGAAGGUUUGUUUUCGUGAUAUAUUCCGGACAGGAGAGAUGUGCUGAGAUGAUACUGGAAUAGCUUUCCGACGUCCAACUACUAGCCGAGUUCCCGAAAAAGCUAUCAGUAGGAGGCGUCGACUUUCAACUCUCGGCACAGUUGCAAUUCGCCGGAGCGGCUCUUGCUCUGAAAGGAGUUUACUCACCAGGUAUCACUCACCCACAACCCCAUCACCCAAUCCGACACUGACAAAUUUCCAGAGACAUUCUACAUCCAAGCUUCGGUCCCCACCUGCACAUUUGACGAUCUACACGCUCUCUACACUUCGAUUACUGGUCGCACGUUGGCAGAAUUCUCCCACACAGCCAUCUUCAAGGACCUCCUCUUUCGCAUCGACGCAUCGGGUCUUACUCUCUCUGGUGACGUCACAAUCGACGAGCAUCGCGCUGUAAAAGCUGUUGUAACAAUCCACCGAGAUGGGAUUACUAUUACGGGAAGCCUGAAGGACAUCACUUUUGGCGCUGUCACAAUCACCAAGGCAGAACUCGACGUAUUCAUCGGGAGAACCAACCCCGGUACCACAUCCCGGGAGAGCGGGUUUUCGAUCACAGGAAAUGUACACUUCCACGACAUGGAUAUUUCCGUCUCAGUGCACACGCUGUUCGAAGGUGGACAGGUAAACUGGACGGUGUACGGAGAGUUGGAGGCGGACCUGGAAUUGAGCCGUCUAGCACCGAAGGUGGAAGGGACAUUUUUGGACUUGAGUUUGAGAAAAGUGGCGUUUAUCGCUUCCAACGUGGAUAGUCCUGCGGGCGUGGAAGAGUUUAAUGUUUUCAAUUAUCCUGUUAGGCGAGGUUCGUUCACUCUUCCAUUCGUUCAUUCAUUCGGUGUGAUGUAAAUGGUGAGAUAGGUGUGCAAUUCUGCGCCGCGCUCGACCGAGUUCCCCAGUUAGAUCAUGUCUCUGGUGGAAGAGUGGAGGGAUUGGUUCUUCGGGCAGCGUACUCUGAUAGGGGGUUUAGUUUUGGAAUUCUAUUCCCCGCUCCCGUUACCGUGAGAUUUCUUCCCCCCCCCCCCAGAUAUAAGGGAUGUUGUUGACGUUGUUGACUGCAUCUCCAGCUAUCACUCGGACCAAAUGUCACCUCUGGGCCGUUGUCACUGGAAGUAGUGACUUCAACAGUCCCGCAGCUAGUUUUCACAACAACCUUGAGCGUAAAGGUUGCAGGGCAAGCACAGCCGCUGGUAUUCACUUUUGGGCUAAAGGCCGAUAUUGAUUCUGCAGAAGGGUUUGGGUAUGUUGUCCACGAUUUAUCACUUACCAUGCGUGCGCUAGGCGAUGGGGACUAACAUUUCUAGACAAAUGACCAACUAUUGGGUCAACCCCCUCGGUCUCAGUGAGAAUGUCAAGAUCGGACCGGAUCUUGCUUUUGAGCUAGGGAUAAUUUACGCUGUGCUAGCGAGUACUGGGACACCAAGGUUCACAACCUUACACACACUCUGGAUUUAAGCGCCCCCACUAACACCCCAUUCACAGCAAAAUCGGUUUCUCUGGAGGCCUCGCAAUUGGUGAUGCGGAAACACAGGUAGCCGUAGCCCUCAGCGAGAACCCCACCGAGCAACUUGUAAAAACCAGUUUCACCCGUCUGAGCGUAACAGACCUGAUUAGGUUCGCCUCCAAAAUCGCUAACGAAUCCAUCCCCAUCCCUCCAGAAGACCUCUUCACCAUCAAAAAUGGCCUCUUCUACAUCUCCACGGGAGCCACUAUCGGCACUACAUAUUAUCCAGCGGGGGCAUCAAUAAAGGGCGACAUUGAGCUCUUUGGACAGGAGACAAACCUCGAGUGCACCGUUGGUAGGACCACCAGAAUCCAGGCGCUUUUCGAAGACGUUGCGUUGGGUCCCUUGGUAGUCACCGGAACUGGCGGGGGUAAAGCUUCCGCGAUGAUCGAGUUGGGGCUGGCAAAACAACACAUACUCCUCGACGGAAGCGUCAAGAUAUUCGAUUUUGAGGCUAGCAUUCACGCUAGCUUGGACAUCCUCCCGAAGCCGGACAUUUCGUUCGCGUUGAGGGUGGCGUGGGGGGACGCCAUUGAGGUGGAACUAUGCGCGCGAGUUAUCGGCGCUGCAGAUCUCAAGGACUUGAGGGGUGCGGACUUCCUAAUCGACAUGGCGCUUGAGCAGCAUAUUCUCGACUACAUCAGCACAAAUGCACAAGCGCAAUUUGCUGCUAUGAGGAAGUUUCUUGAGGGUGGGGUUUUAGCCGCCGAAGAGUUCUUCGAGGAGACUAAGGGCGCAAUAGAGGCGCAACUUAAGGAAGCGGAAGAGGCGUUUAACGCUGCCAGGGAUCAUUGGAAGGAGAAAGAAAAGGAGCUCAGGAACGCACUUGAUGGGGCUGUCUCUAGCUUUGAAGAAGGAUUGGAGGAGCUACAAAAGGAUUUCUACCAGGCGGAGAAAGACUUUGAAGCCGCUGUUUACAGCGCUCAUCAGAAAUUGGAGACCGCGAGAAUCGAUAGAGUUGCAGCUAUUACUUCUACCCUUGCCAAGCUUCAGAAGGCGAGGAGGGAGUUGCAGGCGGAGAUUAUGAGCUGCCUGUUUUCAAUACAGGAGACAAAGAAGGAGACUGCGAUGAGUUAUGGAGCGUUGUUGUUGGACUUGAAAGUUGCGGAAGAGAAUGUUCGGAAGGCGCAAGGUAGCAAACUACUCCUACACGAUAACGUGUGAAGGACACUUGCUAACUUUCUUAUAGACGAGGUGGACAGGCGUGAACAGGCUUUGGCAGCAGCACAACUAGAGUUCUCAGAAGCUCCAUUCUACCGCAACAUCGACCUCGUAAGUCCCCACUAUCCUCAAUACCAUCCACAGAAAACUAACAAAUUACACAGAGCAUCAAAGUUAGCCACUACCAAGCCCACGUAACCGAUGCCAAGGCCGAUCUCCUCUCCGCCCAGACAAUCUUAACUAGAGCGCAAUCCGCCCUCGAACAGUCGGGUUUCCAGUCCGCCAUCUCCAAGAAAACUGAGAAGAAGCAACUCCUGGCAGAGAUCAAGACUGCUGGCGAGCAGACCAUAAAAGAUACUGAGAAGCACCUUGAAACCGCGGUAAAGGAAAACGACGAGAUCAUUCAGAAGGCAGAAGCCGAGAUUGAAGAUCAUCUACAGAAGAAUUCGAGCACCGAGAAGGUGGCCCUGAAAAACAAAGAGGAAGCACUAACGAAGUUCAAGUCGGAGAAGGAAACCCAGAUAUCAACGCUAAAGUCGCACGUCGCGACACUCUCGGAAACCCCCGAAUUCGCAAAGUUCGAGGAAGCAAAGAGCUCGCUUGCCAUGGCCAAGAACGCCAAAUCGCAGCUCGGCGCCGCGAAGGACGCCAUCAGGCUCUUGCAGGAAAAGGCACCCGCAGCGGAAAAUGCGGGGUCUAUUCUGACCAAACUGGAACGCGUGUUUGACAUUCAGCACGUGGAGCUGCACGGGUCAUUGAGGGACCUAAUAGAGAAGGGUAUUCCACUCAAGGCUAGGGUUAAGGGUUUCAUCGCCGGGAAGGAGAUCGACUUUGUACUCGAUUACCGGAUUGGGGAGACGGGAGAGUUUGUGAGGGGGUUAAUGAGAAAGUGGUGGGAGGAGCUUAGUGGAGGGUUUAUGGACUCUUUUGGUGGCGAAGAGGCGAGGGAGGAUGUAGCGGGUGCUGAUCGGUUCUCCCAUGACUAG
Molecule: messenger RNA, 4691 nt
Organism: Tuber aestivum (summer truffle)
Lineage: Eukaryota; Fungi; Ascomycota; Pezizomycetes; Pezizales; Tuberaceae
Source: the annotation of a GenBank genome assembly